This is a messenger RNA of Phanerochaete carnosa HHB-10118-sp, 1409 nucleotides long. RefSeq lists its product as uncharacterized. The transcript is spliced from 7 exons. NCBI's taxonomy places the organism in Eukaryota, Fungi, Basidiomycota, Agaricomycetes, Polyporales, Phanerochaetaceae. The coding region runs from base 30 to 1409 and encodes 459 amino acids. The record is from RefSeq and is a predicted model, not a curated record.
CCCGCACUCCCCCGCUGUGCUCUUCCUUCAUGUCCAAUCCACCUGCCUGGUCUGUCUACGCAGAACAGUUGGUAGGCCGCGGCUACGGGCUACCGCUGUGGCAUCCCGAGCCCACCUUAGAACAGGGUGAGAUCAAGGUCGGAGACGUUGGCUUCGUCUCAGAGGGACAGUUCAUUCGACUGUUCAACGCUAUGAACUCUGAAGAAGACCCCAUCAACGCGGGCGGUGUGCCAAAGGGUUUCGCGGUGCUGAAGCCACAUAGGAGACAUUUCUUUUCUGCCCCGACACAUGUCUCUCCGGGUCCGAUUUGCACAACAACUACAACCUUCCAGAAGGCUAAGGCGGAUAUCCCUGGACCUACGAGGGAUACAGGAGUAACACGACUUCCACGAAUAUAUUGUGAAGCAUCACUCCUCUUGGGCUACCCCGUUCCACCUGAGGCAAUUAUCCUUGUCUCCAGCUGGCUCAAAACCACCGAGUGGGCAGUUGCCGCUGUCUCAAACUACGGCAAAGCGCACGAGUUUUCAUUCUCCGCAUGCGCCGGCUCAUACGCCUCCGCGGGCUUUGAGGUGUCCAAAGGUACAGAUGUCCAAAUGUCCGUCGAGCAGCGGUCGGGUCCGGUCUUCGACAACGGGCGCACGCUUACGGCGCCCAAUCGCCCCCAGUAUCCUUCGGUACUAUGGAUGCUAGGAGUACGACGUAAAGUGGGCGUGACGGCAGACGCGAAAGACGUGAUAAGACCUGGCGAUGAGCUCUUGCCCUCUCGCCAGCCGCCCAGUCCAAGCGGAGGUGGCUCAUCCCAAGGGCCAUCCUCCCGCUUGUGGGGCUUCUUUGGCGGCUCGCGAUCGGAUACCUCACCGAACGAUUUCGGCGGCUCACGCCCUGGCGAGCCUGGCAAGCCUACCCAUGACAUAUCCUCGGUGCCCGAGAUGGCCCUGCAGAACUCUCGGCAUAGCGCUAUUGGAGGCUACAACACAGAAGGCGCGUACACGAUUGAAGAGCCCUCGACUGCGUCUCGUACGUCACAAUGCCCCGACGCAACUGCUGCCGUGGCUUGUCAUGACGAUUUUUAUACCGUCUUCCCAGUCAGUUGUCCCUGUCUAAAUGCCAAUUUGAUAUGUCUCACGCAUGCACCCCAGCCUGAAACUCAUCCAGAUGGCGUACAAAAUGCUGCCUUGCGAGAGACGCUGACUCAAUACCUUGAUGUCCACCUUGAUAAAGCCAAUGUGGCCUUCGUGGGUAGUGAUAGUAAUCCAUAUGCGGCUUUCUCGGAAGAUGACUCUGACAAGGACGACGUUGAUGACAGUAACAUCACAUCAGCCAUCUAUGCUAAUGCCGCACCGGAAGUAGUCCCAGCUGUUCAGAUUCUAGUGAGCUUGUCGGUCGUUGAAGACUCUGAUUGGUCAUGA